UAAGAAGCGGGAAGUAUUGUCAAGCUGCCCUAACUGUACGAUCCACCUGCUUCUUCUUCAUGGCAUUCUCAGCUACAAUUUCAAGUGAGGGAGGUAAUCCAAGUUGUGGUCCAAUAACAUUUAAGCUCAGGACUAGUUUGUUGGAAGAGUCUCCCCAGAAAUCUCUAAAGCUGGAGAUUACUCCUUCGAUACCUGAAGCGGAUGCUAAUGGAUUGCUAGAUCGGCUUCAUGCUCAGCUCAGCAGUGAGGGAAAAGAGUUGCUGCUCCAUUUGAAAGAAAGCGACGAUGCAUUUCAUUUUGAAAUUGAACCAGUGCUCAAGGACAAUACCAAAUCUGUGAAAUCAAAACCUUUUCAUCAUGCAACUUCUCGAUUUGAGACUGAAUUUAAUGACCGUGAACUAAUUGGUGAAGGUGGUUUUGGCCGUGUUUACAAGGGAAAACAUGUAAUCGAUGGAGCUCUGUAUGCAGUCAAGAAAAUUCGCAUCAAAGGAGUGGAGGACAAACAACUAAGGGAAGUACAAACUCUAUCUGUUGUCAAUCACGAACAUGUUCGCUAUUUCCAAGUAAGAAUUUUUUAUUUUAUGCAUCUAGAAGUGUUUUUGUUUUUUUUUUUUGACAAAUGCAUCUAGAACUAUUUUCUAGUAAUUGUGAAUAUGUAACAGCCAUGAGAAAAUCAAGGAAUAAUAUAGGGAGUAGUUUAAUCAAACAUAUCCUCUAUAUAUUGUAACACUUUUACUCUGUGAAAUGCAAGCAAAUAAUAUAGAGAAAUUGUGAAUAGAGAAAUUGGAUAUUGGCUGGUAGUCGAAGCUGCCAUAUCCACUUCCAAUAUACUAUGAUUAUAAAUCGGCUGGGGCUGUAACAACCAUUCAUAAGCAUCUUUAGGAGAGAAAAUACCUGAACUAGCAUUAUUCCAAACCCAAACAUCUGGAAGGUCUGUCACAACAUGCAGUUUAAGCUCGAGAAUGGCAGUUUUGACGUCAUCCGGUAAAAUGGUGUAGAGAGUCUCCAAAUUCCAUCUAUUGUUAUACCAAACAUCCUUAAUAUUCAGGUCUGUGUCUUGAAUAGCAACAAACGGAACCGCUGUACUUAAUCUCUCUCUGUAUAACCAAGGUUCAAACCAAAAGUUGGUAUUACCAUCACCAAUCUUAAACCAAAAACCAUCUUGAAGCAUACGAAGUGCUUUGGCUAUUGAGUUCCAAAUCAGCGAACCACCCGCAACCGAGACAUUAAAAAUGAGCCGACCCUUUAGGUAUUUUUCAGCAAAGAGUGUCACCCAUAACUUACUUGGGGAGUUAAGGAUUUCCCAAACGAGCUUGCCAAGAAGGAACACAUUCUGAAUUCGUGCAAUACGGACACCUAAUCUACCAUACCGACGCGGUUGUGUUAUUUUAUUCCAUCCAACAAGGUGCAUACCAGAACCUCCAGUCCCUUUCCAGAUAAAUUUUCUAACAAUUCUGUCCAAAUCAUCACACAUUCCCUGUGGAAGCCAGUGGAUUUGCAUGUGGUAAGAGGGCAGUGCUGAAAUGACAGAGUUAGCCAACACCACCCUACCUGGCUUAUUUAAUAGUCUACCUUUCCAAGAAGCUAGCUUCGCAGAAACUCUAUCAUAUAUAUCGUUAAAGUCUUGUUUUCUAACUUUUCCAUAGAACAUCUUGAAACCGAGGUACUUGUCAAACCUGUCAGUGGCAUGUAUCUGUGUGGUUGCAGCAAUAGUAUCCCGAAGACGCCGGCACACACCAGUAGAUGUACAAAAUUUGGAUUUAUCAAGACUGAUUUUGAGCCCAGAGAGCGCACAGAACCGUUCCAACACAUUAUUUACAACACGAGCUUGACUUACAUUAGCUUUCGCGAACAGCAGUACAUCAUCCGCAAAGAAUAAGUGUGACAGUUUGGUUCCGUCUUUAGUGAUUUGCAUGGGUUUCCAUGAGCCAUUACUAACAGAACUCAAAAUCAUCAUGCCGAGACGUUCCAUGCAGAGAACAAAUAAAUAUGGAGACAAAGGAUCACCAUGCCUUAAUCCACGCAUUGGAGAGAAAGGUUCCGUCUUACUACCAUUCCAAAGGAUCGUGUUGGAAGAUGCCUUGAUUCCAAACAUAAUAAGAGAGAUGAUACGCGUGGGAAAACAGCGCCAUCGCUCAGAAUUACAAUAUUAUUAUCAUGCACUUCUCUAGUCACCUGUUGAUUAGUACAAAACAGCUCCUUGAAAAACUUUUGUGCUUCACUUUUUAUGAUCUCAGGGUCUGUACACCACUCUCCCGAGCUGAGUUUAAUGCCAUGAAUUUUGUUCCUUUUCCGGCGUAUAAUAGACUGGGCAUGAAAAAAGGAAGUAUUCCUACUACCAAGCCUGAUCAAGUUUUCACGUGACUUUUGGUACCAUAAAGUUUCUUCUUGGAAAAGGAUAUUAUCCUAUUCGUCAAGGAGUCCCUUCUGAAGUCUCAACAGGUUAGCUGAAUCGAUAUCUUCCAAGGCUCUCUGGAUACCCCGCAGUCUAGCCUCGACUUCCUUUUUACGGGCAAAGAUGUUCCUAAAAACCUCCUUAUUAAAAGUGGUAGAUUCUUUAGCCACGUUUUGGAGACAGUGAGCAAUAUUACCACGAUCACGAUUCCAGGUAUUCCUUACAAGAUUAGGAUACUCAUUAUGAGUAAACCAAGCCGCUUGAAAACGGAAAGGACGAUCCUCAUGGCCCAACAUUACAUUACUGCAUCUCAAAUAGAUCGGAUUGUGAUCAGAGUGUCUACGUACUAGGUGUUCAACAGUAGCUUCCGGAAAUUUCAUACGCCAAUCAUAGUUACCGAGACCACGGUCGAGUCUUCUAUGCACAAUCCUUCCACCUCUGCAUUUCCCCUGCCAAGUGAAUUUCGUACCGAAUGAACCUAAAUCAAUCAGUCCACAUUUAUCCACAUUACUAGCAAAUAAAUCAGCUUUAGAAUUUGAAAAUACUCCUCCUUUCUGCUCUCUGGGUAGCAAUAUAUCAUUAAAGUCCCCAAUAGCGAGCCAGGGUAACGACACGGUCUUGCUAAUGUAAUCUAAAAACUCCCAAAGAAACGGUCUCAUAGUAGCGACUAGACUAGCAUAAACAGCUGAGCAAAGCCAUUUAUCAGAACCUUUAUUAACAAUAAAACUGAUACAUUGCUGCAUUUUACUCACAAGAGUGAAAUUGAAUCCACUCCCUCGUCGUUGCAUGACCCAAAUUCCUCCAGAAUGUCCUUGAGCCUCUUGGAUAUCAAUUUUAACAUAGUUUACUCUAUCCCAAAAAAUUUCAGAGGAAGCAAACAUAGUAUGUGUUUCAAGUAGUAAUCAUGUCAGGUUUGUACCUUCUUAUCAGAUCGUGCAAGUAGAAUAUAGGGAGUAGUUUAAUCAAACAUAUCCUCUAUAUAUUGUAACACUUUUACUCUGUGAAAUGCAAGCAAAUAAUAUAGAGAAAUUGUGAAUAGAGAAAUGCUGUUUAUACCGAAAAGUUUAUCCCGAAAGUGUCCUGAAUGAUCUGGCACUUCACCUCCUGACCCACUUACAUUAUUUAAUUUAAUUAAAUUAAUUUAAUUUCAUUCUUCUCUCUCAUCCUCUUUCUUCUCUGUAAUUUUCCUUUAGUUCUUCCAAAUUUUGACUAAACUUGUCCCUCUCUUCCAUGAUUUGUCUCAAAGAAAUAGGAAAGAAAGAAAUAGUGAAGAGAGAAAUAAAAAAGAUAGAAAUAAGAGAGAAGUUGAGUGAAAAUUCUAUAUUGUUUGGAUGAAUAGAAAUAGAGAAGAGGAUGAGUAGAAAUAUGAAUAGAGAGAAAUUAAUAAAAAUGAAAAAGACUAAUUUAUCCUUCAUAUUUAAAAAAAUAAAAAAUAAAGUUGAAUAUUAAAACUAAAAAAAAUAAAAUAAGGAGAAGGACAUUGUGGGAAAAUGCAUCUCUCCACUCCUUCAAUUCACAAAUCUCACCUAUUGAGGAGAGAUUUCUUUUGGCAUGGGACCCACCUAAAAAAUUUCUCUCUCUCCUUAUUUCUCCCUUUAUCCAAACUAAAGAAAUACCUUAUUUCUUUACUAUUUCUCUCUUCUUUAUUUCUCUCUCUCAUAAAUCUAUCAAAACAAACAUAGUGU
This is a messenger RNA of Trifolium pratense (red clover), 4080 nucleotides long. RefSeq names its product eIF-2-alpha kinase GCN2-like. NCBI's taxonomy places the organism in Eukaryota, Viridiplantae, Streptophyta, Magnoliopsida, Fabales, Fabaceae. Gene Ontology annotation, biological process: protein phosphorylation. Gene Ontology annotation, molecular function: protein kinase activity; ATP binding. The record is from RefSeq and is a predicted model, not a curated record. The transcript is spliced from 5 exons. Bases 60 to 629 code for a protein of 189 amino acids.